AUGAAGAAGAUUGGCUUUCCGUUUCGCUAUCGCAUGAUUACCAGAUCCAUGCAUCAGGCGCUGCGAGAAGGACAGGAGGCGGAGUGCGAACUGCCGGCAAGCAAGCGCCAACGGCUUGAUUCCUCGGCACCCGCACAAGGUGACGGCCAGUUCUCGAGCUGGCCCAUCUCGGAGGCCGCGAUGAUGUGUGCCAUCCUGGGCGCCAAAGUCGACCUUGCCAAUGCCGUCUUGGCUGGCUCGCCAAAGGGUUUCGCCCAAGAAAUCGAUCGACUGCGAGAAAUCCCGACACAAUGCAUUCCCUCCAAGCGCAGAAUUGAUUCUCACUUUCGAAUCGAAGAGGAUGGAAUCAUCGGCGGUUACCGCCUGCGCAGCUACGACAUUAUCUGGCCGAUUCUGAUGAAGUCGAAUCGGCAGGAACAUCCCGUCAUCGACAUACGAGCGGCCGCCAUCGCAGAAAUAUCGGCCAACCUCGAGGGGCUUUGCCAAGACCCGCGCGUGCCGGUUGCUCGCCUUGGAGCACCUGGACUGUCGGAAAUCGGAGAUGUGACAGAGCCAGAAGGCUCUCCGUCCCUGACGAGGCCCCAUUCAUCGCCAUGCGACACGAAGUCUCCGACGAAGCGGGAGCCUCUGCCGACAAGUCCCAUCAAGGCUCGUAGGUUGAGCGAGACCAUGGUGCGCCUCUUGCCGGCCUCGAGCCCGCAGGUCGCCUCGUCGCCGACCAAAUCGGCUUCGCCUCCAUCGACACCCUUGGUCGAGGCGGCGACUUUGCCGGGGCUCGCGACAACGUCCCCCAUUCGGAGACUGCCGGUGCCCUCGAGUUCCGCUCCGAACACGCCCGCGUUGAUGCCAUGGCCGGUCAAAAUCAGCACUGGUCAUGGAAGGGGGGACCUCUCGGCACCUUCUUCGCCCUUUGUGUCGGUUCCCAGCUCGCUCGGUCGACCUGUCGAGCCGACGCCGCCGCGACGGAGCCCGACAACAGAGGCAUCGACUCCCCACUUGGCGCUUUCGGCCCAGCACGGAGCGCGGCCGGGACCGCUGACGACGCCGCAGCAGCUACCGUCAGCCAUCGACGGCAUCGACGGCAUCGACGCAAGCCCCUGCGACUCUUUCGAUUUCGGACACAUCUCCUCGACCUUUAACUCUCCUGCCCCCGUUCACUCGCCCCUUCGCAUUUCCUGCCGAGCCAGCGGAAUGAACAAGGCGAGUCGGAGAAAAAGCGAGCCCUUGGUCCGGCGCCGAUGGAGGAGCCAUGCGGCCCCGAGGAAAUCGACAUCACCGCAGAAACUGUCGUUCAGCAACAAACUGUUUGUCGACAUCAGCCCUUCCGCCGCCUCCUCGCCCCUCGUUCCGCGUCCGGGUCAGGAAAGCGCUGGCGUCGUCAAGGAUUCGGUCGCCAAGAAGGAAGGAUUUCACACUCCCCAAACGUCCAGCUCCCCGGACGUGGCCUUGGGUGAGAUGGUGACGCCCGCGAUAUCGUGGGCCAAGAUGACUGGCCGCGCUCCACCUGCGUCCCAGAAAAUGGCGAGGACGACGACGACCGACAAGUGCUUUAGUGUGGACAUGCGACGGAACCUUGACAUCUUUGGCGGAGCGCAGACGUCGAUUCCCACUCCGCAGAGCUCGGUGGACCUGCUCGCAAGGAUGGCCGCAGACAGCUGCGACGGUGAGGCGAGAGUGGUGGUGACGCAGGCGGACGACAGGAUCUUUGUGCGGUUUAAGCUGCCGGUCGAACAUGCCUCGAAGUUCCCCGUCACCCCAUCGUUGCCCUACGACGACGACAGCGAUAGCCUCGGUCGCGAUUACAUGCGCGAUUUCAUCAAGCGUUCGAGGCCGAGGAAGUCAUCGACGACGGAGACGGGGUCUCCGAUGGCGGCCCCUGGGAAGCGACAGCCGCUUGGUGCCAAGAACCCAAACACGGAGAGCCCACAGAAGCGGGCUGGGACCGCCGACGUGGUCGGCGAGGCAAAGAGGCAGAAGCUGCCGGGUCCGCACGAUUCAGAUGACAAGUCGACGGAGAGAGAGCGGCAGACGCAGGCGAGGACACAAGAGACGGGCAGCAACGGCGCCGAAUCGGAGAAGCCGGAGGCGGCGGCGACGCGGCGCUCAUCGCGGCUGCAGCACCAGCAGACGUCUGGGCCCAAGCCGUCGAUCUCAGGGCCGGCCAAGGCGGGAACGGGGUCGAGGAAGAAUGGGCGCGCGACCGGCAUCAAGCAAGGGGUGAGAAAGGGGCAGGACGUGGUCUUGCAGACGCGGACGAACACACGCAACAAUAGAGGUGCUGCGAUGUAUCCGACCGAAGUCUUGGCAAGGCAGGCGUUGGAAGAGGCGGGGGGUGACGGGUCCGAAGAGAAGUCGGCGACUGCUAAGGGUGGAAAGAAUGUCGGCUGGAAGGAGCCGUUGGUCUCGGACCAUCAACCAAAGGCCAAGAGAGGCAGAGGGGCGAGCAAGGAGGCGAAGGCGAAGACGACGCAAGGGAAGACGGGCAUGGCGAGGCCUACGCGGGCCUCGGCCGGCGCGGCGAAGCAGCAUUCCGGCGGCGUAACCGCUGCGCUGGGCACGUCGACGAACGGGACACCCGGACGAGGCCGCGUGACGCGAAGCUCGGCUCGACAGAAGAAGUGA
Messenger RNA from Drechmeria coniospora, 2622 nucleotides. RefSeq lists its product as uncharacterized. The transcript has 2 exons. The record is from RefSeq and is a predicted model, not a curated record. NCBI's taxonomy places the organism in Eukaryota, Fungi, Ascomycota, Sordariomycetes, Hypocreales, Ophiocordycipitaceae. Bases 1 to 2622 code for a protein of 873 amino acids.